Planococcus citri (citrus mealybug) is the source of this 2871-nucleotide messenger RNA. RefSeq names its product WD repeat-containing protein 37-like. Lineage: Eukaryota; Metazoa; Arthropoda; Insecta; Hemiptera; Pseudococcidae. The coding region runs from base 318 to 1766 and encodes 482 amino acids. The transcript has 6 exons. Gene Ontology annotation, molecular function: protein binding. The record is from RefSeq and is a predicted model, not a curated record.
UUGGUAGUUUGAAAAUUUUACAACUCAUAUGUGUAAUUUUUAUCGUAGAAGUAGAAGAAAUGUUUUGCAAUUUUACAUCAAACAAAUUGUAACUAGUUGUUAACCGAACUAGUGGGAAGUUAGUUGCGCGUUACCGUAAUCUCGAAACAUAUUACUCCAUUAGUUAUGAAAUUUAGAAAGUAAGCCAAAACUUGGCCACAGUCUAUUCGCGCUAUUCCUUACAACCGUUCGUUUAUCUAUACCUAAUAUUUUAAACGUAAUAAAAAAUGGUUUAAUCCUUCAACCUAGUUCGCGCCACACACGUCGAGUAGUAAAUCAUGCCGCAAGAAAACCUACCCCAGACGAAAACCAAACCGAAGGGUUCGUCUAAAUUCCAGAUAAGUGACAUGGAUUUCACGCAGUUCCUGCAAAACAACUAUCAAACCGAUCUAGACGUCGAAACCUCGCUACCUCCUGCCUAUAAAGCCAGACUACAAGAGCUAUUCUUCCAGAUAGAGAAAGAAUUCGAGAACUUGUACCUGGAAAAUGUAACCUUACAAGAGAAAAUCGAAAGACUACACGAGCGAUUCGAGAAAGAAGGUUUAGUCAACGAGAAACUCGCUAGUGAAAAUACAGACGUCGAAUCGGUCACGAAUUCGGUCCGGUCGUCGACCAAACAAAAGCUUAGUUCGCAGCAGAAGUUAAAAGCUACCCAUAAGUUGAAAGCUCAAACGAGUAAGAUUGUUUCUAGUUUCAAAACACCAACGUUGAAUUGUUCCAUGGUUAGAGAAUUCAACGGUCAUAAAGACGGUAUCUGGGAUGUCGGCGUUGCUCAAAAUGGACAACCUUUGAUAGGAACAGCAUCAGCUGAUUACACAGCUCGUAUAUGGAAUACAGAAAGUAGCGAAUGUCUGCUGCAAUACGCUGGACAUACCGGAUCUGUGAAUUCUCUACGGUUUCAUCCUACCAAAGACCUGAUUCUUACUGCCAGCGGUGACCAAACCGUUCAUAUUUGGCAAGCUGUUGUCAACUGGGAACAUAUAAAAUCCGCCUCAUCGGACGAAGAACCUGUAGACUUGAAAGAAACCGAUGACUUGGGUCUAGAUGGAGUCUCGUCGAUACUAAGAACUCCGGUACGAUCUCUUCUCGGUCAUUCGAACGUCGUAAUGGCAGCAGAUUGGCUACCCGGUGGCGAUCAAGUAAUUACAGCGUCGUGGGACCGUACAGCGUUACUUUACGAUGUCGAAACAGGCGACUUGUUGCAAUCGCUUUCCGGUCAUGAUCAAGAACUGAUGCACGCAUCUGCUCAUCAUUCUCAAAAAUUAGUCGUUACUUCGUCUCGUGAUACCACCUUUAGACUUUGGGAUUUCCGCGAACCUAUCCAUUCGGUUUCCGUAUUCCAAGGCCAUACACAAACUGUAACCUGUACAGUGUUCGCGAAAAAGUGCGACGACAAGGUUGUCUCUGGAUCUGACGAUAGAACGGUCAAGAUAUGGGAUUUGAGGAAUAUGAGAUCGUCUUUGGCUACGAUUAGAUUAGACUCUGGGAUUAAUCGAUUGGCUAUUUCUCCGAGUGGACUUAUCGCUAUACCGCAUGAUAAUAGACAGAUCAGAUUGUACGAUUUGCUCGGCCAAAGGAUCGCCAGAUUGCCUAGAACUAGUCGCCAGGGACAUAGAAGAAUGGUUUGCGGUGUCGCUUGGAACGAAGAUAACGCUUCGUGUAAUUUCUUCAGCUGCGGUUUCGAUCGAAGAAUAUUAGGAUGGUUGAUCCAAUCGAAUAAAGACUGAAAAACCGUCCUCAUCGUACUACCUUUUUACGCCUCAGCUGUUGUGGCCGUCGUCGUCGUCGUAAUGAAGAUGAGAUGUCUGCAUAUUUCAAAUUUAAUGUGUAUCUCGAGCCUUUUCGUUGGUAUUUUUAGGGGUUGUGGUACAUAUGUAAGUUCAAGGGCACUUGUAAACUUACCAGAGUCAUCGUAUUAGUUAAAUGAGUUACCUAUAUGUAUAUUUGAAAUGUUUAUUUUACGAAUCAGCCAUUUCAACGUAGGUAUGGUGGCGUUUUGGCCUACUACGAGUUCGUCUAACUAGUCUGUCGUUGUAUUAUGUUUUUUUUUACGAGUAUUUAUGCUUAUUUGGGAAGAAAAAUCGUACCUAAUGCGUUGUAUUAAUUAAUUAUAAAUGAUUAUAUAGCUUACGUAUGCAAAAAGAAAUGGGUGAUAGCCUGUCUUAAAAUUGAUUACCUCUACCUAUCUGUAAACCUAAUAUACCUAUAGAGCUAGAACUACCACUUUUGUGAAAUUAUUAUUACUAUAUUAUUUAGGUUUUUGAUAUCUAUAAAUUGAGUUUAAUCUCCAUUUUGCGACUAAAAAAAAUUUUUAAUGAAAUGACGCAUUCCAUUUCCUGUUGCUGUCGUCGUCAUCGUCGUGUUUAUAUAUAUUUUAUACGUAGCGAAUAAGGUAUAAAAAUUUACCUACGAGUAUAUUAACUAUUAAGUAAGUAAGUUGAUUGUUUUUAUUUUUAUUUCGUGUACCUACCUUUCUUCUGAUUUACCUCUAUUUAUGUCUAUGAUGUCUAUAUGUCUGUCUCUCUUUUUACAUUUUCAAGUACCUGCGACAAGAAAAAAAAUAUUAUAUUGAAAUGUAUUCGCUCGUAUGUUUGUAUGUGUGUGUGAUAGUAUUUAGUUGUGCGUGUUUUAUUCUUGCAAAGAAGGUUGUAUCGACGAUUUUUUUGUUUUCAAAAAAAGCCAUUUUUUAUAUGUUUAAGGUUUAUUUAUUUAUUUAUUUAUAUGUACUAAACGGUAUCCGAACAGUUACCAAACCUAUGUUGUCACUUAUUUUUUACGAUCUUUUUUUCUUUUUUUUUUUCGUUUAUUUGAAAAUAAAUUGUGAAGAACGAA